UCCACUGGGUCAGGGUGCCAGGCGCGUGAUGUUCCUCACGCACCCUCUGGUUUGACGCAAUCGGUGCGUGAGCUCGGCGCGGGGGCGAGGGAAGCGAGAAGCUCCCCAGGCGGGGCUGGCAGCGGCAACGACGGGCUGAACCGCCUGCUGCCGCGGCCGCCACCGCCACCAAGGUUAUUAAAGAGCGGAGAGGGGGAGGGGUCAAAACCACAAGCAAAAAAAAAAGGCCACGCGGCGCCUGCCGGCCUAUGUGACGGAAGGAGAGGCGUGUCAGUCGGCUGAUUAAAGACAACAGAGACCGGGAAGGGCAGUGAGGAGUUCAGAUCAAACCGCCCCAACAGAGGGCAAAGGGCGAGGGCACCGGGGGACAACCGUCCGUUCGUCUUUCAGGGCAACCAAGGCCGCAGAAGUCAACUCAUAACUACUGGAUUUGUUUAAUUGUGUCUCUCUUUGACGAGAGAGACCCGGGCAACCGAUUUACCUGCGAGGGAAGGAGGAGGAGAAGAACGAUCGUCCCGUGGACGGAGCGGCCGCACGGCUCGAGCGCCGGCUGGACGACAGACCGGCCGUUACCGACCGUUACCGGCCGCGUUCGAUGAAGAGCGCGCGCGCGCGAGCGACCCCCUCCCUCUCCCCGGGUCGCGCGCUGUCUGCAAGCCGCUGCCCCGCCACAGUCACCUCCCCCCCUCCUGCAUCCUCGGUCAUAACGAUCCCUUCCACCGCCUGCGCUAACCGUUUUAACCGACAAGGAAAGGAGCUGCUCUUAUUGUCGCGGUAGAUGUUUAGUACGGAGAAAGCGGCCCUGGGGGGUGGCGCCGCUGCCGCUGCUGCCUCCGCCGCCGCCGCUGGUUCGAGACGAAGCUCGGCCUCUCCGAGCGAGCGGGGACCGACGGCCGCGUUGAAAGCUAACUCGCAUGACAGGGCGAAGAACAACUGCAGCAGCCCCAGCCCCAGCCCCAGCCCCAAUUCAACUCCAGCAUCGGAAUCCGGGCGGAUAGUUCACGAGGAACAGCGCCAGCACCAUCCGGAAGCUGGCAAGGUUGUGGAGGGUUUGCUGAGCAAAUACACCAAUCUGAUCCAGGGCUGGCAGAACAGGUAUUUUGUUCUGAACUGUGAGCUGGGCGUACUGCAAUACUUUGUAAACGAGCAGUGUAAAAGUCAGAAACCACGAGGAGUUCUACAUUUGUCUGGUGCAGUGAUCUCUCCCAGUGACGAAGUUUCUCACAUGUUUAUAGUUCAAGCUGCCAAUGGUGAACUGUAUAAACUCAGAGCGGGGGAUUCCAAAGAGAGAUUCUACUGGGUGAACCAGCUUCAGGCUUCUGCCAAGCACACAGACAGUAAUGCCAAGGUUACUCCUUCAGUGAGGGCGAGAAGUUUAUCUUUACUACCCCCUGGAGCAUCAAACUCAGCGCCUCUUGGGAACCAGAAGCAACAGACACACAGUGGACCAGGAAUUGUCACUAUUACCCAUCAUAAGUCUCCUGCAAUUACCCGACGUGCCAAGACUCAAUGUCCAGGGCGCCUUCUAGAUGUUAAAGAGAUGAUGAGCCAGGCAGAAGGACAACUGAAGAACCUUGUUCAUUCAAUAGAAUCUCUUCCAUCUUCUGGACCUCUGUCUGCAUUGGAUCAAGAUUUACUUCUUUUGAAAGCUACCUCAGCUGCUACCAUGAGCUGCCUAGGUGAUUGCUUGAGCAUUCUGCAGCAAAGUGCACAGCAAGCAGCACAGCACAACAAAAGAUUUUCAACAGAUAGUAUGUCAGGAUGGCAAGGGCCAAGGUCACGCUCAGCUGAGCAACUGAAGAAUGGAAAUGUGUGCUCUUCGCCUUCAUUGACACCAGCGAAUGUAAACAUUAUGUGGUCCUCAACACCUGGUCAGGUCAACCAAGUGCUCCAGCAGCCCUCUGAGCAUCAAUGUCCUGAAUCAAUGAAUCCUGAAGACGAGAUAACAGAUAGUGAAGAGAAUGUGGAAGAUGAGUUGGGAGUCCUGGAUGAUCAACGGAGUGUCAUAUUACACCUUCUUUCUCAACUGAAACUUGGCAUGGAUCUUACUAGGGUGGUGCUUCCAACAUUUAUUUUAGAGAAGAGAUCAUUGCUGGAAAUGUAUGCAAACUUCAUGGCCCACGCAGACAUGUUUGUGUCAAUCACGGCAGGUACCACAGCUGAAGAGAGGAUUAUUUGCUUUGUGGAAUAUUACCUGACUGCAUUCCACGAGGGCCGAAAGGGGGCAGUGGCAAAAAAACCCUAUAAUCCAAUCAUUGGAGAAACUUUCCACUGUUCCUGGAAUGUGCCUAAAAAUCAAGUAAAAGCCAGUGGAGUCAACAGCACUUUAACCAUUGCCAAGGACCAGUCUAAGAUCCAUCAGGCCUUUGAGACUUGCAAGGACUCUACGGAAAUCUACAAUGUGAGAUUUACAGCAGAACAAGUGUCCCAUCAUCCACCAGUUUCGGGUUUUUACUGCGAAUGCAAGGAAAGAAAAAUGUGUGUAAAUGCACAUGUGUGGACCAAGAGCAAAUUUAUGGGGAUGUCCAUCGGGGUCACGAUGGCAGGGGAAGGUGUCCUUUUCCUUGGAGAACAUGACGAGGAAUAUGUUUUUACACUGCCUUGUGCCUAUGCGCGUUCCAUACUGACUGUUCCCUGGGUAGAACUGGGAGGUAAAGUUAAUAUACACUGUACCAAAUCGGGAUAUUCUGCUGCUGUCACAUUCCAUACCAAACCUUUCUAUGGAGGAAAAGUCCACAGAGUUACGGCUGAGGUAAAGCAUAAUCCUACAAACACGAUUGUGUGCAAGGCACAGGGGGAAUGGAACGGAACUCUUGAAUUCACAUAUAGCAACGGUGAAACAAAAGUGAUUGAUACGACCAAACUGCCAGUAAUAAGAAAAAAAAUACGGCCCAUCAAAAAGCAAGGAUUGCUGGAAUCAAGGCGUCUCUGGGAGCUAGUGACCAAUGCACUAAAAGUGGGUAAUAUUGAUGCAGCAACAGAGAACAAGCACCUUCUGGAGGAGCGACAGAGAGUUGAGGAGCGGCAAAGAGCAUCGACAAACAUGCUUUGGAAACCAAAGUAUUUUCAAAAAGAGGGAGAUGGUUGGGUGUACUAUCAUCCCAUCUGGAAGGCACACUACUGACAGACUCAAAUUGACCUCCACCAGCUACCUCGGGUAUCCUCCAAUUAGCGAUUUGCCAUCUGCAAAUAACUCUGAGGUGAUGUUGAAAAGAAAAUUAAAAAGGCAAAUGCGUGACAAUGUUAUGUAUAAAAAAUAGAAACAAUAUUGAGUACCAAAUUAAAAAUACUUGCAGGUUCAUGAAAAUAAAUGUAUUCAGGUGUUGUCCUGUAUUCAAUGAGAUCUGCAUACAGGAGAUUGAAAAGUUAAUAAUGGAGAAAUUUUAUUUUAAUGUUUUAAGAUUUUAUAUUUUUCACUUGCAAAGGGUUUUUUGCACUUAAACAAAUAAAUGUGCCAUUGGUGUAGUCACUUUAAGAUAUCUUUGUGAACUAAAUGAUGUAGGACUGUUUUGAUUUGGUUAAUGGGCAUGCCAUUCCAUAAACCCUAUAGUAUUCAGUACCACAGUGCACAUAGAACACUUUUUACUGCAGUGAUUUCCAUCGCUUGCAAAAGUUUAAUUAUUACACCUAGUCAGUUUCUAAAACUAGUCAGAAUGAAUGGCGUUUUGUAAAGAAAAUCCGAGAUUAGUGCUGAGAAACACAACUAUUUGUACCUUAUUGUACCUUAUUUGUACCUUGUAGUUUGGAUAAUGAGACUCAACUUUAUAGUUCCUAUAGGCUAAUCAGAAAGGCCUUUUGGUUUCUACAUGUAAUCAAUUACAAAAUUAGAAUUAUUUGAAAAGAAUGAUAUUGUAAUAAACCCAAUAUUGUCUCAUCCCACAUUCAGAAUUUUAGAGAUACAAUGAGGUGAAAUAUGAUUGAUCUUUUGUCCUUUUUGUAAAAGCAAAACGAUGAUACAUUUAUUUUGCAUCUCUUCUACAUACUUUACUUGAUAUGCAAUUUGUAGCUAGUCACAAAAUUAUUCCAAUUUGUAGCUAGUCACAAAAUUAUUCCAAUUUGUAGCUAGUCACAAAAUUAUUCCACCUGUAGACCUCCUAUGGCUUUUGCAUCCAUUAGACACUUUACCAAUUCUGUUAUCUAAACACCAGCAAAUCACCAACUCGUCUUGAUAGCACUAUCACCUCUUUGGCUUCCGCAAUGCAGCACCCACACACAGUGGAUAUAUAUUCCAGUAGUUAACAAACUUAUGCACUUUGUUCCAGAGCACCUGAUUUCAUAUAAACAUAAUUUAGUAGGCUACUCAGCCUACGCCUCACUGUAACCACAACUCUGCAUUCCUGCCUCUCCCCGGUAAUCAAGAGAGUGAAAGGUUAUCAAGAAUCUAUCGAUCUCCGCCUUAAACACCUUCAAAGACUUUGCUUCCUUUGAUCUGUGAGUGAGAGUUCUGAAAACACGCGUUCCUCUGAGAGAAAAGCCUUUGUCUUAAACAAGCAUUCCCUUUUGUUUUAACCAGUGACCCUCUGGUUCAAGAUUCUCCCACCAUAAUGAAAACAUGCUUUCCACAAAACCCUGCCAAGACUCCUCAGGAUCUUAUGCUUCAAGUCACCUUUCACUUGCCUGAAUUUCAGCGGAAACAGGCCUAGCCUGUUCAAUCGCUCUUCAUAGGACAACCUGCCCAUUUCACAUGUCAGCCAAGUAAAGGUUCUCUGAGCUACUUGCAGCACAUCAACAGUCUUAAUAAUUUAUGGGGAUCUAUACUGUACGCAGCACUCUAGAUGUGAUCUCACCAACAUCUUAUCUCGGUAAGCACAUCUCCCAACCUUUAUAUUGAAAUCCCCUUAAUAAAUAACAUCUGAUUAGUUUCCCUAAUAAUUUACAGUACAAACCUACUAGCCUUUUCCAAACUAUGCUCAAGAACCCUCCUUUUCAGAGCUCUGCAAUUCUUCACCAUGUUAGAUAAAAUGCUUUCUACUUUAGGGGAAAUAAUUUCCUUGAGAAAACCAACUGAUCGCGCAGAGUGAACAUUUAGAUUCACAGCAAGUAUUUAGGCAGGUUUGUCACUGAAUUUCAUAGUAAAAUUAUUUUCCAAACUGAUUAAUUUUUGGAUUUGUUUGUGGAUUCCAGUAAAAUGUCAGCAGUGCCUUUGUGUAUUCUGAUCAGGUUGUAAUACAAUAUGAUAUUUAAGUUGUGCUGAUGUUUACUUCAGUGGUAAGAAUUUUUUUACUGUUCAGAAACUAGUGAUUGUUGAUAUACAGUGGGAUCGCAUGGUGCUGGUUCAUACAAAGCAGGUACAAAGGCGGAGAGUGGUGUGUUGAUCAUUACUACAAUGGGCGUGAACUGUGAAAGUAAGGAGGUCAUGCCGCAAUUGUAAAGCUCUUGGAUGACACCUCUUUGAAGCAUUUUGUUCAGAUCCAGUAUCCAAGCAUAAGAAAGAAUAUAUUUGUCCCUGGCGCAGUGCAGCUGAGAGUCACUGAAUUUAUUUCAAGAAUGACUGGGGGAAGUGGUUGGAUGGUCUUGCCAUGUACUCUUCUGAAAUUUGGUAGAAGGCAGAUAUACAUAACUAGAGGGGCAGGGCAGUCCUAAUACUCUCACAGUAGAAAUAGCUCUUUCAGGAGAGAAGUCUUUAGAAAUAGAUGGAAUUACAUAAGGUCAAGGCUAGCUAGUCUAGAAAAAUAGGCAUAGUCUCAUGGCAAAUGGCUGGCCAUUUCAGAAUGAGGCAAGAAGAAUUUCCACAUCAGAAAAGAGUUGCACAUAGAGUCGUCGUCAUACACCAUAGAAACAGGCCCUUCGGCCCAACCUGCUGACCAACAUGCCCCAUCUACACUAGUCCCACCUGCCUGCCUUUGGCCCAUAUCCUUCUAAACCUAUCCUAUCUACGUACCUGUCCAAACGUCUUUUAAAUGUUAUGAUAGUAUUUGCCUCAACUACCUCCUCUGGCUGCUCGUUCCAUAUACUCACCACCCUUUGUGUUAAAAAAAAGGUUGUCUCUCGGGAUUCUAUCAAAUCUUUAGCCUCUCACCUUAAACCUCUAUAAGAUCACUCAUUAAUUAUGCACUCCAAGGAAUAAUGUCCUAGCCUGUGCAGCCUCUCCCUAUGGGUCAGGCCCUCGAGUCCAGGCGUCUUUGAAAUGAAUGACCAUUCCCAAAAGUAAAUGUCUAGGCUAAAUGAUUCUCAACUGUAGACGACUCGCUGUCAUUUUGCAAACCAUUUUAAUUCUCAUCUAUUGACUUGCAAUUUUAAAGAUCUAAAAUAUUUGAUAUAUAUAAAGUCGACAAUUAAGAGUUAUGCCUUUUGCUUUCAGUAUUAGAAGUUACCUUGAGAAAUUGAGGAUAAGAAAUCCCGUUAAUAGACAAAUCAGAAUUCCAGUGUUAAUUUCUACAGAUUUUGUUAUUACUUUCCCAUAAUAUGACAGACAUCAACAUUCUUUCUCACUCAAGUCAUCUGUACAUUGAAAGGUUGAAAGUCAUGCAAAAUGAAACUAUUUACCAGAAACCAAUAGUAGCAGUGUUGACAAUCAUCUGACCAGGGCACUUUAAAUUAUUUCAGCAGGUUUAGUUGUCCUUUUUAAAAGUAAACUAACAGUAAUGUUAUUAAUAAUAGUAAUUGAGAUUAUGAGAACACCAAAACUCCAUUAGUUCAUAAGAUCAUAAGUGAUAGGAGCAGAAUUAGGCUAUUCAGCCCAUCAAGUCUCCUCCGCCAUUCAACAAUGGCUAACCUAUCUCUCCCUCCUAACCCCAUUCUCCUGCCUUCUCCCCAUGACCUCUGAGACCCGUGCUAAAUUCAGUGUUGUUAAAAUCCUUUGCUGGUUCAAAUAAUCCAGUAAAGAUCCCCAUGUUCAGGCAGUAUGUGAUUUGCCUCAUCCAUGUUCCAUUAAUUGACACUAGGAGUUUAUCUUACCUAAAAGUUUAUUACUUAAAUGAAUGUAACAACUUACUGAAUUUUUUCUGUUCCUCAUUGAUAAUUCCACUUGCCCUUGUAGAAUCUGUCACCACUGCUGAUAUAUUGCAGCAAUGAUUUUGACGCUGGGAGAAAUGGCUGCAGAUUUACUGAGAUUUGCCCAUGUUUGGAGUGAGGCAUUUUUUCUUGGAGCCACUAAAUGUUUGUGAAAGGUUCAGUGGAGGGGUGGCUAUUAAGAGAAACACAUAAACUGGUUUUCAUUGCUUAGAUUAUUUUUGUACACUGUUUCUUUAGAUUUGAAGCAGGAAAUAAAUUAAGGUAUUUAAAUGAGAGAAUUAAUCUCCCUGUUCUCUUCUUAAUAUUCACAAUCCACACUAACGAACUGAUGUCUGAUCUGCAUUGGAUGAAAAUGCAGCAUUCAAAAUUAUUCAAAACUUGUUCAUAAGCAAACUGGUAAAAUAUGCACACUGCUAGAGCAAGUCUUUAUGUCUCUUUCAGAGAGGUUGCUCCUCUAUACAAUUUUUAGAGUGGCAGUGGACCCUGCCUUCUCUAUUCCUUUGGUCCAGAUUGAGUUAUGCAAGAUAAAUAUUUAUAUACUUGAAAACCUUUCAACUUCCAAUGAUGAUGCAUUGUCCUAUAAACACUAUAUGCAGCUAUAGUAAAGUCAUCUGGUGUCUUCCAGAAAAAUAAAUGAAACUGUGAUGAAUAGUUUUGUAGUAAGUGAGAGCAGGGUAUAUGUUAAACUAUGCCAAUUUAUAAUAAUAUGUAUGUUAUUGAUAGAAAUGUAAUAACACUUUAUAUCUUUUCAGAUGUUUGUAAACUCAAUUAUUUGGUUAAGUUAUGCAAAGGAGCGAAGCUAUGGCUUAAAAAAAAGUGGAAUAAUGAAACAAUAGAUCAGUGUAA
Amblyraja radiata (thorny skate) is the source of this 7800-nucleotide messenger RNA. Its product is annotated as oxysterol-binding protein-related protein 10. The transcript has 12 exons. Gene Ontology annotation, molecular function: cholesterol binding. The record is from RefSeq and is a predicted model, not a curated record. Bases 779 to 3124 code for a protein of 781 amino acids. NCBI's taxonomy places the organism in Eukaryota, Metazoa, Chordata, Chondrichthyes, Rajiformes, Rajidae. Gene Ontology annotation, cellular component: cytosol; membrane.